Messenger RNA from Podospora pseudocomata, 738 nucleotides. RefSeq lists its product as uncharacterized. The record is from RefSeq and is a predicted model, not a curated record. The coding region runs from base 1 to 738 and encodes 245 amino acids. Lineage: Eukaryota; Fungi; Ascomycota; Sordariomycetes; Sordariales; Podosporaceae. The transcript has a single exon.
AUGGGUGAAGCCAUUAAUUAUGACGACUACAUAGUGGCAUGGAUGUGCUUCGAUGAGCUCGUUGAGACAGCACUUCUGCUUAUGCUCGACGAGGAGCAUGGCACAAUUCGAAGCUCGCGCUCAAAGCUUAAAGAUGUUAUCCAGCAGUUCAUAUUCGGCAGAGCAUCCGAGCUCGGCGUUGUUGUUUACUUUCGGCACCCCAAUCUAAGCAACGACCAGUUCUCUAUGUUCGACUUGAAAUCGCGGUUCCCGAAACUUGAACUGGUUGUUAUUAUCACCAUCGAGGACGACUUACCUGACCGAGUCAAUGAGGCAGUUAUUCGUAAGGGAGAUGUUGUGGUUAGCAACCUCUCUGACGAUGGCAGUUUGGAAUACUUGCGUGGAGGCCCAUUGGAUGAAUCCCUUAGGAGAAUCGACACUCAAGCUGAGCUGUUUGGUAUCUAUCAAAACUCAAGUUGCGAGCCGGGCAACCCUGGGCCGCAAGUCAUUAUCGCCCCUAACACUAAAGGCUUCGGGAUGUCACCAUUUGGGGAUGGCACUCUUCAGGGGUUGGUGUGGGGGAUUCGACACCUUCCCUCACUUCUAAUUCAAGGCGUCACAGACAACUGCAAGGCCGACGACUCACUGGCUUAUCCUGCGACCACAGUUGCAGCUUGUGCGAGGCAGAUAACCACUGAGCUAUUUGCCUCAAAACAACUGCUGCCAACGUUAGUUCCCAUCGUCACCUGUGAUCUGUGA